Messenger RNA from Vigna radiata var. radiata (mung bean), 2870 nucleotides. Its product is annotated as BTB/POZ domain-containing protein NPY2. The record is from RefSeq and is a predicted model, not a curated record. NCBI's taxonomy places the organism in Eukaryota, Viridiplantae, Streptophyta, Magnoliopsida, Fabales, Fabaceae. The transcript is spliced from 5 exons. Gene Ontology annotation, molecular function: protein binding. The coding region runs from base 677 to 2551 and encodes 624 amino acids.
UACUAUACUACCAUACUAUAGCAUAGUAUGUAUAGAAGUUCGCGUUAUUGAAGGGAUGCAAAAGAGAAAGCUGAAGUGUCAGUUUUGGCGUGCACAACUCAGCAACUUGCACCCCAGAAAUUGAAUCGUGCCUACACACUUUCUCACCUAAAAUCAAAGACCAAAAUGCAUUAGGAAAAGUGUAACAAAGUGGCAAUGUUCAAGGCUGCUAGACACAACACAACCUCUGUUUCUUAACACUUUGGCAUUUUCUGUACUUUGAGUUACACAUGAGAAAAAGAAACCGCUUCACCUCAGUCUCUGCUUGAUUGUUCUUUUUCUUUUUACUUUUUUCCUUUUUUUUUUGUGUUUUAUCCCUUCAGCUUCUGGCUUCCGUGUCUGUGUUGAAAGUUGGAACUUGAAACUCAGUUUGGUGCUCCUGACUCCAUACACAAACAAACACACUGUCAUGCACAGCAACAACACCUAUUGCACUGCACCAUUUGUCUUGUCCAUCUUCUAUUGAACUCCCACUGUGCGCGAGUCUCUUGCCACUGUGAUUCUGGUGGAUGUAUAUUGGGGCUAUCUAUGAUUUAUUGGAUUUGGAGAUCAGCUACUGAGUAGUGGUAAAAUCUGUUUUUUGUUGUUUCAAUCGAGUCAGCCUCAGCUGAGAGGAAGCAGAUCUUAUACUGUCAAGAUGAAGUUCAUGAAGCUUGGAUCCAAGCCUGAUACCUUUCAGACUGAUGGGAACAAUGUUAGGUAUGUGGCAAGUGAGUUGGCGUCAGAUAUUGUUGUUAGUGUAGGAGACAUCAAGUUUUAUUUGCAUAAGUUUCCUCUCCUUUCAAAGAGUUCACACUUACAGACAUUGAUCUCCCUCAACAACGAAGAAAAUUUAGAUGAAGUUCAGAUUUCUGACAUUCCCGGUGGUGCAACUACCUUUGAAAUAUGUGCUAAGUUUUGCUAUGGUAUGACCGUUACCCUCAAUGCUUACAAUGUAAUAGCAACUCGGUGUGCAGCAGAGUAUCUUGGAAUGCAUGAGACCAUUGAGAAAGGAAACCUCGUUUACAAGAUUGAUGUUUUCCUUAGCUCUAGCAUCUUCCGUAGUUGGAAGGAUUCAAUCAUCCUUCUUCAGACUUCAAAGUCUAUGUUACCCUUGGUUGAGGACCUAAAGGUAGUCAGUCAUUGCGUUGAUUCCAUUGCAAAUAAGGCAUGUGUUGAUGUAUCCAAAGUUGACUGGUCCUACACCUAUAACCGGAGGAAGCUUCCAGAGGAAAAUGGGAUCGAGUCAAACCAGAAUGGACUCAGAACAAGACUGGUGCCAAAAGACUGGUGGGUAGAAGAUUUAUGCGAGCUUGAAGUUGAUCUAUACAAGUCUGUGAUUUCAAAUAUUAAAUCCAAGGCAGUUCAAUCCAAUGAAGUAAUUGGUGAAGCUUUGAAAGCAUAUGCUUACAGGAGAUUGCCAAAUUUCAGCAAGGGUAUGAUCCAGUGUGGGGAUGUGUCAAAGCAUCGUGUAAUAGUUGAAACUAUUGUGUGGUUGUUGCCUACUGAGAAAGGCAGUGUUCCUUGUAGAUUCUUACUCAAGUUGUUGAAAGCUGCCAUUUUUGUAGAAUCAGGAGAUAGAACUAAAGAAGAGCUGGUAAAGAGAAUUGGGCAGCAGCUGGAGGAGGCUUCUGUAAGUGAUAUUUUGAUUCAAGCACCAGACGGGGAUGCUACAAUGUAUGAUGUUAGUAUAGUACAAAACAUUGUUACAGAGUUUUUUACGAAAGAUUACAAUGUUGAGAUUGAAUCAGUCGCGGGUGGUGAACUUGAGGGAAUAAGAAAACCGGGGAUUUUAUCAGAUGCUUCCAAGCUGAUGGUUGCAAAACUGAUAGAUGGAUACCUUGCUGAAAUUGCAAAAGAUCCCAAUUUACCUUUGUCUGAUUUUGUUAAUCUUGCUGAGUUAGUGUCUAGCAUCUCUCGUCCAGCUCAUGAUGGCCUUUACAGGGCUAUUGAUACAUAUCUGAAGGAGCAUCCUGGGAUCAGCAAAGGCGAAAAGAAGAGGAUAUGCAAGCUGAUGGAUUGUAGAAAGCUAUCAGUUGACGCAUGCUUGCAUGCAGUGCAAAACGAGAGACUACCAUUGCGUGUAGUUGUGCAGGUACUAUAUUUUGAGCAGUUAAGAACUGCUGCAUCAUCCGGCACUAGCACUCCUGACAUACCUAGAGGAAUCAAAGACUUGAACAAUGAAUCCAAUGGAAGCUCAAGGUCAGGGACAACUAACCCAGAAGAUGAGUUGGAUGGUGUGGCCACAGCUGAGGAACUGAAAGCAUUAAGAAAGGAACUUGCAUCAUUGAGGCUGAGCAAUGGAGUUGGAAACAAUGACAAAGAUGGAGAUAUCAAACCUAGCAUGGACAAAGCUGUCAUUGGCAAGGUGAAAGGGUUGCUCAAGUCAAAAAAGUCUUUCAUAAAGCUUUGGGCUAGCAAAGGGGGUCAAGGGGAAAAUAGUGGCUCAGACUCGUCAGAGAGUAUUAGUUCUGCUAACCCAGAAGAAGCAAAAUCUACUCCUUCCAGAAAUAGGAGACAUUCAGUUUCCUGAGAGUAGUUUGGUUCGUUUUGUUGGCUUUUCUAUUAUUGCUUCUUUUCUUUCAUUUUAUUACUAGUUCACCAUGACAAGAUUCCAACACCAGUGGUUAAUAUCUUCUAUAUUGAGUAGAGUACAUAUAGUUUAAAAUAGUGAGUUGUGAAGAAUGAAAAUCAUGUAAUCAAAACAUCUAUCCUAUCAAUAGUUUUUAAGUUGCCCUUCGCACUUCCUUGAGAUUGAAAUAUCCCAAGAUUACAACCGCACACUCCUUUUCUUAGUAACUAUUUAAAGGAAACUGAUGGUAUAAAUGGGUAUUUACCACUUACCACUUUAA